AUGUCUACCUCGUCUACUGAAAAACAUUUAACUUAUUUCAUUAACAAGUGGUGUUUGGCGAAGUUUUUAAGAAGAUCGCGGGGCAAGAACUUUCCACGUGCCACUAUAGACUAUAGAGCGGAAUAUGACACGUACAAAAGAGUUUUCAUGAGCCAAUCUAACUCUGUAGAAAGACAAAGGCUGUGUGCUGAGUUUGAGGGGGACAAAUUUUCAGAACCAGUGAUAAAGUAUUGGGUAGGGUGGUGUCAACAGUGGGGUAAAAAUGACAAAGAUAGAAUACCACCUGAAGCAAGAAAUUUUUUAGACAUGGUGUUGGUACAGAAGUGGGCCAACCAUGGUUAUUUGGAGGCAGAGGCUAUGGCUGGCCAUAAUUAUAAUGUUCUGCCAUCAGGAAAAGUGGUCCAGACAGUAUUAAAUGAUAAUGAUGUAAAAGUCCAGGUUUCUGAGGCGGACUUAAAGUUUUUAAAGUCUACUCAGGAUAUUACUCAACGUGUUGAUGUGCCUGUUGAUGAAAAUCCUACUACCAUCACUGAAGACACACCACCCAUUAUCAUACCUGGCACAACUGGAUUUCCUGUUGGAUUCUCACGAUAUAUAUUUAAUAUUGAGGGUUGUAACAGAUUUGAGGAUCAACCUGGCCACAAGGUCGACUAUGAUCUGAUGUGGUGUGAUGAGAACAAAAGGGAGUGGGAACUUGCCAUAGGUGAAUUUUCAGGGAAACCCUUCAAACCAGAUGAGGACAAGAUCUACACUGAUAGAUGCAAGCUCUUUCGUGGCAUGAAGGACAUACUUGAUGAUCGCCUACUGGCAAUCAUGCGGGAUAGAUUGAGCCAACAGGCAUAUGAGAUUGCAUGA
Molecule: messenger RNA, 855 nt
Organism: Paraglomus occultum
Lineage: Eukaryota; Fungi; Glomeromycota; Glomeromycetes; Paraglomerales; Paraglomeraceae
Source: the annotation of a GenBank genome assembly